Messenger RNA from Nasonia vitripennis (jewel wasp), 3230 nucleotides. RefSeq names its product Y+L amino acid transporter 2 (gene gb). The coding region runs from base 146 to 1594 and encodes 482 amino acids. The transcript has 11 exons. Gene Ontology annotation, cellular component: membrane. Gene Ontology annotation, molecular function: L-amino acid transmembrane transporter activity. The record is from RefSeq and is a predicted model, not a curated record. Lineage: Eukaryota; Metazoa; Arthropoda; Insecta; Hymenoptera; Pteromalidae. Gene Ontology annotation, biological process: amino acid transmembrane transport.
AGCGGGCUCCUGGCCGCUGUAUAGUGUAUAUAGGCGAUACUACCUCUAUAUAGCGAAUACAGCACAAGUUCAACGGUGCCGCACGUGUUUAUACGUGUGUUAUAGGUAUAGGUAGUAAAAGUUGGAAAAGUAAAGGUCAACCAAAAUGGCAAAAGGAACAAAAGUGAUGGAGAAUGUGAGGGAAGGUGAUGAUAAAGUACGAAUGAAAAAGCAGCUUGGUCUGUUAGAAGGGGUUGCUAUUAUUUUGGGAAUCAUAUUUGGUUCAGGAAUUUUCAUCUCUCCAAAGGGAGUCAUUCAAGAAGUGCAAAGUGUCGGCCUAUCAUUAGUUAUUUGGGUGUUAUGUGGUUUAUUAUCAAUGAUUGGUGCCUUGUGUUAUGCUGAACUUGGCACUAGUAUACCCCGCAGUGGUGGAGAUUAUGCGUACAUUCACGAAUCUUUUGGUGAUUUGGCAGCCUUCUUGUAUCUUUGGGCAGCCAAUCUGAUUUUUGUUCCUACCACCAAUGCCAUUAUGGCUCUGACUUUUGCAAAAUAUGUACUUCAGCCAUUUGUCGUUUGUGCUGUUUCGGAUAGUGCUGUGAGAUUAUUAGCUGCAGCUACGAUAUGUUUCCUAACAUAUGUCAAUUGUUAUGACGUGAAGGAAACAACAAAGAUGCAAAAUGUGUUCAUGUUUGCUAAAGUUGGUGCAUUGGUGAUAGUUAUUUUAACAGGCUUAUCUUGGUUAUUUAUGGGACAUGCUGAAAACUUCGAAAAAGCCUUUGAAAGCACAAACACAGAUCCUGGAAAAAUCGCUGUGGCUGUUUAUUCAGGCAUAUUUUCCUAUUCUGGAUGGAAUUACUUGAAUUUCAUGACUGAGGAGCUUAAAGAUCCUUAUGUCAAUUUGCCACGUGCUAUUUAUAUAUCACUGCCAUUGGUGACACUCAUCUAUGUCUUGGCCAAUGUUGCCUACUUAGCAGUUUUGACACCAGAUGAAAUGAUAGCAUCUGAAGCUAUUGCGGUUAGUUUUGGAGGUAAAAUUCUUGGAGUCUGGUCCUGGAUAAUUCCUGUCAUGGUUGCCAUUUCUGCUUUUGGAGGCUUAAGUGUUCAUAUUAUGACAUCUUCAAGAAUGUGCUUUGUUGGUGCUAGAAAUGGACAUUUCCCUGCUAUGCUUAGCCAUAUAAAUGUCAAAAGAUAUACACCAACCCCUGCUUUAGUAUUUUUGUGCAUUUUAUCACUUAUUAUGUUAUGUACAAGUGAUGUCUUUGUAUUGAUAACAUACUGCAGUAUUGUAGAAUCAACCUUUAUUAUGCUUUCGGUUGCCGGAAUUUUGUACCUCAGGUAUAAAUGUCCCGAUAUGGAGCGUCCAAUAAAAGUGUCCCUCUGGAUUCCAAUUACUUUUGUGUUGAUAUGCGCGUUCUUGGUAUUGGUACCAUGUUAUGAAAGACCCGUUGAAGUUGGUAUGGGUGUGCUCAUUACUUUAUCUGGUAUCCCGGCAUACUUGAUUGGAGUAGCUUGGAAAAAUAAGCCUGCUAAAUUCCAAGAAAUCAAUGCCAAAAUAACUCAUGUUGUACAAAAGUUAUUUUUGUCCGCGAGGGAGGAACAAGAAGCGGACUAUUAAAAUGGGAUCAGCAUACUAAUAAAAGAAAAUUACACUACCUUGUUGGAGACUGGUUAACUGUAAGACCAUAUAAGUACUUAAAUGGUUAAUAACUUUUAUAGUGCGGUGCUAUGAAUACCUAUAAAACUUUAUAUUGCGAAUUCACUUUUUGGUAGUUUAAGUCAAUGUUGAGCAAGACUAUAUUACUCGUUCUUAUUUUUUCAAUUGUUUUUAAACAAUUGUUAGAUUUUGAUUGAAUCUCAGUUACAGUGAUUUUGAUAUCAUUUACAAUUUUAAAGAAUAAUUUUAAAGCCUUGUAUAAAGUCUAUGCUUACCAUUUUAUGUUGACUUAAGACUUUUAACAUCUAUAGUUUAGAUGCUUAUCGGGUAUACUAUAUUUUUACAUAAAUUAAUUUUUUCCAAUUAAUUUAUAUUACAUAACAUCAAGAAUAAUACCAAUGAUUUUUUAUUCAAAACUAACAAUGUUAAUGUGAGAUUGUAGAUCCAUGUUAACAUAAAAAUAAUUUUUUUUUGUUUAAUGAAGUUAAUGAUCUGCCAGUACUAAAGAAUCGAGAUUUUUACGUUUUUAAAUCAAUAAUCUUUUUGUAACUAUAUGUUCCAUUGCUUAUUUUAUACAUAGUGAGUAAUUAUUAACCUAUUUUUUUUAUCAUAGGUUGAUAUUUAUAACUAUUACAAAAAUUACUACAAAUUAAAGCAAUUUCAAAAUAUAAUUUUGUUAUAAUAGUAUAUGAAAUUUAAUGAGAUUAUUUUUUGAAAACGCUUGAGAAUUCUUUGUAGGUGUUUAACUAAAUGAUUAUGAAAUAGGUCAUUUUCCUUCACUAUUGUUUGCAUGAAACUCAAACUUUCAAGGGUUUAAAGUGAGGAGUAUCUUUAUUUAUUUCCGUAUUAAUGUCGUAACGUUUGAAGUAAUUUUUUUAUUAACAAAAAAAGAGAAAAGAAAAGGUUGUGUGUAGGAUAAAUGUACAUCUCUAAAAAUAAGUUUACAUUGCAAAUGUCAUAGCUGAAUUUUAGAUAUUAUAAAGAAAUGUGUGUAAAUGAAUGAACAGUAAUUUAGCUGCAAGAAAGCAUCAUUCAACAUUUUGUCAAAACUCAAAAUUAUUAGUGAUUUUUAACACAAAUUGUUUAAAUUAAAAUUGUAAAUAUAUAUACAUUAAUAAUCUGUUUUUCUAUUAGAUAUUUAUAAAACGGUAAAUUAAUUACUUUUCAUUCAUCGAAGUUUUAAAUGAAAAUAACUCUUAGCAUUUAUAUGUGAAUCCUGAAUCUCAUGCUAUUCUAGUUAAAGGUGAUUUUGUAAAACCAGUGAAUAUUUGAUUCAAGCUGUAUUUUCGAGGAAUGUUUGGUUUGGAAAUAUUUUUCUAUAAGCAAGUAUCAGACUAUUUUUUUUUAAAUAAUCAUUUAUAGUAGUAUUGUUUGCUUGAAUUAUUAAAACGCAUAUGAAUAAGGUUAAUGUAUUUUUACAAUGUUUUUUGGUGAAAUUGCAUACAUUAACUCUUACUAAAAAAAGUCAUUAUGGAUUGAAAUUUACACUACUUAUGUAUUCUUCACAGCUUUCUGCACAUCUAGCCUUUUUUAAACUGCUGGACUGUGAUAAAAAAAUGAUACCUUACUGUAAAAAAUAAAUUGUCUACAAAAUAAA